UCCGGUUGUCCUGGCAGCUGUCUCUGCCGCUGCUGCUGCUCCUGCCACCUGCUAGGGCCGGGCCUCAGUUCAGGAUUUGGUCACUUCUUCGUUCUCCACUGCGCCCAUGGUUCCUCCUGGAGCCAGGGCGGCUGGCCCGGCGGCUCCCGCGUGGUGAGAGGGCGGUCCGGGGACGAUGAAGGUCCCGCACUGCAGUUGCUGUCUCAGCCACCUCUUGGCCUCCGCCCUCCUGCUGCUGCUAUUGCUGCCAGGUUUGGGAGGGCCUUUGACUUUGCUGCUGCAGGCGGCCGAGGCCGCACCGGACCCUGGGCCUCCGGACCGCGGGCCGCGGACCCGGCCGCCCCUGCCUCCCGGCCCCACUGUCGCCCAGUUCUUGGGCGGCGCUCCGGCAGAAGCCGCAGGGCCGCGGGGCGCUGAGGGCGGCAAUGGCAGUAGCCCCCGGGCGGGGCUUUCAGCGGAAGACUCCGGAGGGAAGGCGGGGGAAGAAGACUCAGUGGGUGGGAGCCUUGCUGUGAGCCCCAACCCCGGCGACAAGCCUAUGACCCAGCGGGCUCUGACCGUGUUGAUGGUGGUGAGCGGCGCGGUGCUGGUGUACUUCGUCGUCAGGACAGUCAGGAUGAGAAGAAGAAACCGAAAGACUAGGAGAUAUGGCGUUUUGGACACUAACAUAGAAAACAUGGAGUUGACACCUUUAGAACAAGAUGAUGAGGAUGAUGAUAACACUUUGUUUGAUGCCAAUCAUCCUCGAAGAUAAGAAUGUGCCUUUGAUGAGAGGACUUCAUCUUUCUACAGUGAAGAGCAGAAUUUCUAUGUUUAAGGAAUAAGAAGCCACUUUAUCACUGGGGGCGGGGGGUAUUUAAGUUACAUAUAUUAUGACAAACUUUAAUUUGUUGUUGCAGUAAAUACUGUAUCAUUUUGUUAUGUCUUUGUAUGUAUAGAAGUGCUCUUAAUGGGCUCAGAGUUGUUGGGAGUGAACUGCACUAUAAUAGAAAUCUGUGUGAAAAUUAAUUACUUUAGAGCAGGGUGUUCUCUGAUCAGUUACUGUUUCUUGCUUACCGUAUUGUAAACAAUUUUAUAUAUUAAUCAGUUACUGUUGUUUUGCUUUGCGUUCUUUUUUUUUUUUUUUUGGAGGGGUUGCCCAUUAGUUGUUUUUCUUUUUCCCCAUUAAUUGUUUUUUGCUGAAACUAUAAUCCCAGCAACAAACUGGUGUGUAAAAAUAAUUUAAGAUUUCUUUACAGACAUGUAUUCCCCAUUUUUGUGGGAAAAAGAAGCCAAGUUUAUUACUUUGCAUUUGGUUUUUUUAGAUAUUAAUAAAUGAGUUGUAUGCAAAAAAAAUAAAUAUGAUUUAAAAAUGACUUUUAAAGUGGUACAGGCAGAAUAUGUUUACAAAAUAAAUCCAAAGAGUAUAGAAUUUAUAUUAACAAAAGUAUUUUAUAUGGUUUCUAGAAAAAUUUCUCAAAAUAAGGUUAUUGUAUUUAGCAACUUGUUAAGAUACCUACUUUGACUAGAUAUUUUAGGAAAUGGUGAAUUUCAAAGCCAUUUUAUUUAUUUACAGUAUUGUGAAAGAUAGAAGUAAUGGCAUAACCUUCCAAUCAUAUAUUAAGGUGCAGGAGAGUAAGGAAUUAAAGUAAGUGUGUAGACUUUGGAGUCAGACAGACCUGGAUACAGAGAUUGACUUAAUAGCUCUGAACAAAUUAUUUAACCCUGUUGAGCUUCAAUUUUUCACAUUCUAAAAUUAGAGGGCAACUUACAGGAAAAGCAUGGGUCUCAAAUUUAGUUGCUUAUAGAGGCCAAGGAGGUAAUGUAAAUAUGUGGUGUCUGUCAGGAUAGACUAAGUCAUAUAGUAGUAACAGAUGGUCCCCAAAUCACAAAGAUUUAUUUUUCACUCAUGCUGCCCAUUUGUUAUGGACUGUGAUUUUGCUCUUCGUUGUCUUUUCUUCAGGGUCAAGGCUAAUGGAGAAACCUCUGCUUGGAAUAUUGCUCGUAGCUAAAUGUCCAGCUGUGUGAACUGCAUGCUAGUUCAUAAGCUUCUGCCCUAAAGUGAUAUAUUUCAUUUCCAUCUACAUUUUAUUGGUCCAAACAAACCCUAAGGCUACUCCAGAGUUCAACAAGGCAAGGAUAGGUAAUCUUCUAACAAUGAGGUAAGUUGAAGUAUUUGACCACCCAAAAUGCCAACUUAGUUUUACCAAGUAUGCUAACUGGCUUCAACACAGUGAGUCAAGUCCCCCUGAUGUCACUGU
Messenger RNA from Neomonachus schauinslandi (Hawaiian monk seal), 2240 nucleotides. RefSeq names its product family with sequence similarity 174 member A (gene FAM174A). The record is from RefSeq and is a predicted model, not a curated record. Bases 176 to 754 code for a protein of 192 amino acids. The transcript has 3 exons. NCBI's taxonomy places the organism in Eukaryota, Metazoa, Chordata, Mammalia, Carnivora, Phocidae.